Molecule: messenger RNA, 2007 nt
Organism: Tarenaya hassleriana
Lineage: Eukaryota; Viridiplantae; Streptophyta; Magnoliopsida; Brassicales; Cleomaceae
Exons: 9
Coding region: 62-1996 (644 amino acids)
Molecular function (GO): protein binding
Source: RefSeq, a predicted model, not a curated record
ACUAAUACUAAUAGCCUGUUUAGGAGGAGAAAGGGGAAGAGAGAGGAGAGAGAGAGAGAGAAUGGAUGAAGUAGCUGAGACAAUGACGAAGAAGAAGAAGAAAGGACGACCAUCUCUGUUGGACCUUCAGAAACGGGCUCUGAAGCAACAGCAAUUGCAGCAGCAGCUCCAAAGAAGGAAGAGAAAUGAACAACCACAGGAGGAGCACAGAUCCGGUUUCAAAAACCCUAAUUCGGGCCGCCGAUCAACUCGCAGGAGCUCCAAUUCCAACGGAGUCUCCGCCGAUUCGCCCUGGAUCGAUGAAGAUGACGUUGACGACGACGACGACGACGACGACGAGCGAAGGGAGAAGAAGCACAGGCCCUUGCACGGCUUGAACUCCCACGCCCAUCGGCAUUCUCCUAAUUCACAAUCGGCCGGUUCCGAUCUGAAUCUCGACGAGCCAAGUGACAAUCCCGGGGUGUUUGUCAAGCGGCGGAAGAUCGGCGGAUCUGAGUAUACGGGUGAAAAGGGUUCGAAAGCGACAGACAUUCCUCCAGGGCCACCCAUGGAGUCUGGCCCCACUACACCUUUGCCAGACAAAAAGUUGUUGUUGUUCAUCCUCGAUAGACUUCAAAAGAAGGAUACUUACGGGGUGUUCUCAGAUCCAGUCGAUCCAAGAGAGCUCCCUGAUUAUCAUGAGAUUAUCGCAAAUCCAAUGGAUUUCAGCACUGUGCGGAAGAAGUUAGAUUCUGGAGCAUAUGCCAAUUUAGAGCAAUUUGAGAGGGAUGUAUUUUUAAUAUGUACAAAUGCGAUGGAGUACAAUGCACCAGACACCAUAUACUUCCGACAGGCACGAACUAUGCAUGAGAUGGCCAAGAAGGACUUUGAAAAUUUAAGGCAGGAUAGUGAUGAUGAAGGAUCACAACCACAGCCACAGCCGAAAGUUGCCAAAAGAGACCAUCCUCCGGGCAAGAGCCUGAAGAAACAGCCUGACCUAUAUCCCAUUGAUCACACUGCUUCUGAAAUUUCAGCUGAAGUGGCGGUUACUACUGUGGGAGAUAGCUCUAAGCUAUCUGGUGCUUACAAUCUAAGAAAAGCACCUCCAUAUGGAUUCCGGACGGUAGAUACACCCAUCAGAUUUGGUCAUCAUAGUAGCGAAAACCAAAGUGGAUGGUCGAUUGAUUGGGAAAAUGAGUUUCCACCUUCGGUUGUGAAGGCUGUCAACAAGUACGGGAUGAAACAUUUCAAUGUCGAUGUGAACAGACGUGAUACCUAUAACCAGCUCUCGACUUCCAUGCAGGAGCCUUCUGUCUUAACAACACUUGAAGAUGAGUUGAGGCAAUUAAUUCCAGUUGGGCUGAACACUGAAUACGGGUACGCGAGGAGCUUGACACAUUACGUCGCAAAUCUCGGCCCUGUUACCUGGAAAAUCACAUCAAGGAGAAUAAAAAGUGUUUUGCCUCCCGGAAUCAGAUUUGGCCCUGGAUGGGUCGGGGAGAACCCAGCUCCUGAAGCUCCUCAACGACAGAUAUUAAUGUCGGGAAAGGAGAAAUGCUCAAAUGACAUGGUGCCUGAUGGUCAUUCAAGCAGAAUCCUUUCCCCGGCCCCCUCUGUCUCAAGCCCUUUCAUAGGAAACAGGCAUUCUUUGCAGGGCCGGGAAGAAACUGGACCUGCCCGAGCAUUGAAUCCAGAAACCGAGUUUGCUGCUGCAGCCAAUACCAUGAACCCAUCAUCAUCAUCCUCUUCCCCACAGUUUCAGCAAUCAGGACCAGUGGUCAAUCCCGAGAGCAAUGGCUUCAUCGGUGGUUUCAAUGGCUUUAACCACAAUCCAAAUCAGAUGUUGGGCAGACCGAGAGUGGCAGGGCCCCAACAAGGCUCGUUGCCUUACAGCAAGCAAGAAUUCCACAGGUUUCCUCCCGACCUGAAUGCUAGACUCGUCUCCCCAAGCUCUCCUCCGGGCUCAAACGCUCAGGCGGGUUCAUCGCAGCACCUGGAUUUAGCGUUACAGCUCUGAAAAUGGAUCGG